ACCCAUCGCUUUCUCCUCUCGACGCUCCACUUGGUGCUGCAGCUCGGAUCUUCUCUCCAGAAAUGGCAACAACUGUGAAACUUAACACCGGCGCCCCCAUGCCCAUUGUGGGUUUAGGGACGUGGAAGUCACCACCUGGGAAGGUCACGGAGGCGGUGAAAGCAGCCAUUUCAGCCGGGUACAGGCACAUCGACGGGGCGUACGUCUACCAGAACGAGGCCGAGGUGGGCGAGGGCGUGCAGGCCAUGAUCAAGGACGGCGUGGUCAAGAGAGAAGAGCUUUUCAUCGUCAGCAAGCUGUGGUGCACUUUCCAUGAGAAGUCCACGGUGAGGCAGGCCUGUGAGAAGACUCUCAGCGAUCUUAAACUGGACUACCUGGACCUUUAUCUUGUGCACUGGCCCAUGGGUUUCAAGGCUGGCAGCGAGCUCUUUCCUUUGGACAGUAAUGGAGAGACAAUCACUGAUGAUACUCACUUCCUGCAGACAUGGGAGGGGAUGGAGGCGCUGGUGGAUGCUGGUCUGGUCAAAGCUAUCGGCAUCUCCAACUUCAACAAGGAGCAGAUUGAAGCGCUUCUCAAUAAGCCGGGCCUGAAACACAAGCCUGCCAACAACCAGGUGGAGUGCCACCCGUACCUGAGCCAGGAGAAGCUGAUCAACUACUGCCACUCUCAGGGCAUCUCGGUGACGGCUUACAGCCCCCUCGGGUCCCCUGAUAGACCCUGGGCUAAACCAGAAGACCCCUCCCUUCUGGAGGAUCCCACCAUUAAAGCCAUCGCUGAGAAGCACAAGAAGACGUCUGCUCAGGUCCUGAUCCGUUUCCACAUCCAGAGAAACGUGAUCGUGAUCCCCAAGUCCAUCACACCACAUCGCAUUCAGGAGAACUUCCAGGUGUUCGACUUUGAAUUAUCUGAGGAGGAAAUGAAGACUAUAUUGGGAUUCAACAGGAACUGGAGAGCCUGUCCCAUGCAAUGGGCCUUAAAACACAAGGACUACCCUUUCAACGCUGAAUUCUGAAGUGAAAUUGGCUGACGUUCCCCAGGCGUGGCAGUGAGCUACUCUUCCCUCUACACUUGCUUGCUUUCAUGUCCUUUAUUUGGGCCGUCAACUAUGGUUUUACUUUUUCUUCUAAUACUUCUUUCAUGGAAAAUGGCACCUUAUUUUGUUUGUUGGAAAGUUAUGUUCAAUUUGAAAUUUUCAAACGUAGUAACUCUUGAUAAAAUGUAAUGGUGUUAAUUAAAUCAAGCACACCAUUUUUUUUUACCUUUUUAUCUUUGUUUACAUGCAUUUUCAUCUGCAUUAAGUUCUACUAUUUUUGUCAAUUUUGUUACUGAAGUACAAAAAUAUCUAUCGUAUUCAUGAAAAGAAAAAGUUACUUGACCUAAAGAUGGCGAUGAGAAUAGCCCUUUGUAUUAUCAUGUGACGGAGGAAAAAAGAGAUGCACUCCUCCUUUCAAAGUAUUUUUUCUCUUACAAUUCAUGUAAAAGCAGCUUGUAACCUUCUCAUCUCCGACGAAGUUUGUAAAGUUUAAAGCACUUAUGUCCAAGGCAGAACAUGCAGUGUGUAAACUUGCCUUUAGUUAGGAUGAGUCAUAUGUGGUGUUUUCUAGUCAUGUGUAUCAGCCUGUUACAAAAUCCCUGCCUCCACUUCCUGUGUCACCUCCAUUUGUAAAAGAAUUACAAUAAAGUCUUGUGGGAGAUAUAUGAUGCAAAUUGACACUUAAGUCCCCUGAACUGAAAAAAGAAGAAGCUAAUCUGGAGUUGAGGCUUGUUAAGGUGUGUUUCUUUGAGACGCCACAAGAGGGCUGAGAACACUGGGAAAAGAUGAUGGGUGAGGCGGUGUCUUCUACCAACCACAAGAGCCUCGUAUAAAAGAUUAAGAUGUUGAUGUUUGAUACUGAACAAACCUUAAUCAGUGAUUGGCAGGAAGUUAAUGCUGCCAACAAAGUCAGGCACUUGAGAAAGUAGGAAGGUUUAAAACAAAUCUGAGGAGACAGCCUGUAACAAACGUGUCGGUCAAAAGAACAAAAUCAACCCAAUAUACACACACUGAGUUUAUUCAAACAGCAAAUCAUAAACUUUUACAAAUUGAAGUGCAACAAAGACAUUCACAAAGUGGAUUCCAGAUGUGAGUAUAAAAAUAUCUUAAACAAAAAAAGGCCAACAAAGAGCCAAUUGUUCCUGCUGAGGCUUAUUUCUACUGCAGUGUCUUUACUCCCACUGAACAUUGGUGACUUUUCACCACCAGCUUACGUGAUUGCUGCUGCACAAGUAACAAAUAAGUUUGACUGGUUUAUGUAUUGUUAAAAAGAAGACACCCUGAGGCAGCUCUGCAAAUCUGCCGUGUCCAUUGUCCCAUCAUUUAAUUUAGUCAUAAGAAGUAAAACACAGUUAGAACCAGGAACCUUCUUGAUGAGAGCCAGUGAUUAUCAAUGUGUCACAUGCUGGAGGAGCGAUUUUUACAUUUCUAAUGAAGCGUAUCCUGAGUCCCUCCAAAACGUCUGAGACAACAAGCAUCUUUGCAUUUAUAGCGUAUGCUAUUAAGUCAAAUUUCUUAUGUAAACUAGACAGAUAGUUACUGUAUUUCCUAACAAAUAGGAGCUACAAAAGCUGUUUAUCUCCUUUGGAGUGAGUUUACUAAAUUCUUAAGUUCAGGACAGGCAAGAAUAAUUUGAGAUCUGUUUCAAUAGGGACAUUAAUCAGGUAAUCAUGUCAUCAGAUUUGUGUAUUUAGUGUAAAUUCAAGCUGAUUAGUUAGUAUUCCGUAUUAAAGGGGUAAUCCUUGUGAUUUGAUGCCCUGUUUUAAAAAAAGGAAAUAUUUAUUAGAAUAGAGGGUUUACUGGAAGAUGUAAUCAUUUCAUAUCGCUUCAUUCAUACUUACCACGGUGCUGCAAAGCCUCUCCAGUUCUUGUUCAAUUUCAGGAUGGUUUUCAUGUCCUCUUCUUUUAACUCAAAGUCAAACAGCUGAAACAGAAGAAAAAAAAAUAUUGUUGGAAAACCGGAGAUAAACUGCAGAAACUAGGAGAGCUAGUUCAGGUCCAGGACGUACCUGUAUGGUGAUUAAACUGAUUAAAGAUACUUCAUGUUUACUCUUUUCUAAUUCAUUCCAUUUGUUUUUUUAUUCACUCCAUUUCAGGUCUGUAAGGGGACCACAACCAAUUUGGGGCGAGUAUGUAAUCAAGUUUCCAAUAAAGGUGUUAUUGCAGCUGUU
This is a messenger RNA of Cololabis saira (Pacific saury), 3205 nucleotides long. RefSeq names its product aldo-keto reductase family 1 member B1-like. Gene Ontology annotation, molecular function: aldose reductase (NADPH) activity. The transcript has 10 exons. Lineage: Eukaryota; Metazoa; Chordata; Actinopteri; Beloniformes; Belonidae. The record is from RefSeq and is a predicted model, not a curated record. Gene Ontology annotation, cellular component: cytosol. The coding region runs from base 63 to 1013 and encodes 316 amino acids.